AUGAACAUUCGCAAAGACGUCUGCCUCGCUCACUUUCAGCUUCGCAGCGUUCUUGCCUGCCCGACUCGUACCCACGCCUAUUAUCCAACACCCCAGGGCAUCGCGCGCAUGAAUUUAGCAUCUAGAAAAUCGGAACCUUUCAUGAACACGCGCGAUUUCCCGGGUGCUGGAGCGAUCAUUUCCACUGUCGAUGCCGAUUGCGGCGUUCUUAUGUGUGGUACGUUCAAUGGUGAGUAUUACAUCAAGAGUCUUGACGCUCCAGAAAGGCAAGCCCAUUCAGAAGGUCAAAUAACUUCGGAUCCCGGCGGCAUCACCAAUCAUAUCAAAAUCCACAAACCACGACUUUCUUGUGGGCCUGCGGCAGCCAUUGCGAGCAACGACCACGGAUUCCGACUACUGGAUUUGGAAACUCAAAAAGUCGUGCAAGAAAAGAAAUACCCGUUUGCCCUCAACUGCACAGCUGUUUCUCCAGACAGACGACUGCGAACCGUGGUAGGCGAUCACUUCAAUGUCCUUAUCACGAAUGCCGACACAGGCGAGGUGCUGCAGGAGCUUGGCGGCCACCGCGACUAUGGCUUCGCUUGCGACUGGUCCGACGACGGCUGGACCGUGGCCACGGGCUUCCAGGACAUGGCCGUCAAGAUCUGGGAUGCGAGACGCUGGUGCAACUCGAGCGGCGUCUCUAUGCCGCUGUGUACGGUCCGCACGGAGAUGGCGGGAGCCCGCAGUUUGCGCUUCUCUCCUCUUGGGAGUGGCCCGCCCGUACUGGUUGCCGCCGAGGAGGCUGACUUUGUCAACAUUAUCGACGCCAAGAUGUUUCACUACAAACAAGAGAUUGAUGUCUUUGGCGAGAUUGGCGGCGUUGCUUUUGCCAAUGACGGUCAAGACCUCAACGUGCUGUGCUGCGAUACACAUCGCGGCGGCCUCCUGCAGCUGCAGCGCUGUCGUGGGCGACGCAGCUUUGUGCGUAGCUACGACGAGGAAGCCAUGGCGAACCGUCACUCGUGGCUCCCUGAUACCGAGUCGACACCUGCCAUGCACAAGAUACCCCCAAUAUUUUAA
This is a messenger RNA of Cordyceps fumosorosea ARSEF 2679, 1062 nucleotides long. Its product is annotated as WD domain containing protein. The transcript has a single exon. NCBI's taxonomy places the organism in Eukaryota, Fungi, Ascomycota, Sordariomycetes, Hypocreales, Cordycipitaceae. The record is from RefSeq and is a predicted model, not a curated record. Bases 1 to 1062 code for a protein of 353 amino acids. Gene Ontology annotation, molecular function: protein binding.